AUGCACCACGUGAGUAGGGUGAGAGGCCUGGAGACUCAACUGGUGUGGGCCAUCUCCAAGGAGACAGCCAGGCUUAAUCCAGAGGGCAUCCCCUACUGUGCCACCAAAGUGCAGUCCAUCACUUGGAUCCAGCGUGUGGCUGGCAGGGUGACCCACUAUGCGUCUCACCUCCGCCACGAGACGUCUGUGGACGUGACGCUUGGCUGCUACCAGCAGACUGAUGUCUCAGUGGUGUACGCCACUCUCCACAUGGGGCUGGAUGGGCUUCUCUCCUCUUCAGCGUGGUCGGAGGCUGCCUCCUUCUCUACGCCCACCACUCAGCAGUUCUCUGACCCAGAGCCUGAGGGCCACAACUGCUAUGAGGGCUGGGAGGAGGACCUGCUGCCUGAGGAGAGGGAGGUUCCUCUGCUAAACCUCUACCUUACCACCAAGAGAGUGGAGGACAUCGCCCUGAGGCUCGUCUCCCUGCGCCAGGCCUUCACUACCCUGCUUGGUUCCACCCUGAGCAGGAACCAUCUGUUUGUGGCGGGAAAGGUCCUCCUGGGCGCACUGGUUCAGGCCAACCACAUGGACGAGGCCAAGUUCCUCCGUACCUAUAAGGACUUUGUGGACUACCUGAGUGACCCCUCCAAGCGGAAUGACAUUGAGAGGGAGCUGGCUGAGGCAAAGAUCCAUCAUGUGAACAUGAUAGAUGUCCUCUUUGAGCUGGUGCUGUUUGGGUUAAUGACAGCUCAGAAGUCCCUGAUGGUGCACCCUGGUGGGUUCGUGGAGCGUCUGUACGCUCUCCUGUACUCCUUCCUGCCCACUGCUGCCAAUAUGGAGCCAGAGGCUGACAGAUACCUGCUGCUGCUCAAUGAUUCUUGUGACACUUUGCCACCCAACAGGGAUCUAGACACCAAUGCACUACAUUACUUUGCACUGAAUUUUACAUUUUUAAAUAAAACAAAGUUAUAA
Messenger RNA from Salvelinus namaycush (lake trout), 954 nucleotides. RefSeq lists its product as uncharacterized. Gene Ontology annotation, biological process: mitochondrial fusion. The transcript has 11 exons. The coding region runs from base 1 to 954 and encodes 317 amino acids. NCBI's taxonomy places the organism in Eukaryota, Metazoa, Chordata, Actinopteri, Salmoniformes, Salmonidae. The record is from RefSeq and is a predicted model, not a curated record.